Molecule: messenger RNA, 3842 nt
Organism: Xenopus tropicalis (tropical clawed frog)
Lineage: Eukaryota; Metazoa; Chordata; Amphibia; Anura; Pipidae
Exons: 2
Coding region: 18-3227 (1069 amino acids)
Biological process (GO): DNA transposition; DNA recombination; DNA integration
Molecular function (GO): nuclease activity; endonuclease activity; nucleic acid binding
Source: RefSeq, a predicted model, not a curated record
CCAACAAGGCCAUCUAGAUGCCCUUACCUUUCAAAAAACGCCCUGACCUUCCAUACAACAGGAAUCUUGCCUUAGUACGACUAAGACGUUUAGAGAGGAAGCUGGGAAGAGAGCCAAAGUUCAAAGGCGACUAUUCCAAGUUUAUGGAAGGCAUCAUACAAGACGGAGAUGCAGAAAGAGCCGACCAUCAACCAGACCUGGGGAAGGUUUGGUACAUUCCACAUCAAGGUGUCUAUCACUCGAAGAAACCAGACAAGAUAAGAGUGGUGUUUGACUGCUCAGCAAGGUAUGAUGGUGUUGCAUUGAACGAUUAUCUGUUAACGGGACCAGACCUCACAAAUAUGCUGUCUGGUGUUCUCGGUAGAUUUCGGAAAUACCCCAUUGCUGUCAUGUGUGACAUUGAAAAGAUGUUCCACAGGUUUCAUGUGAAAGAGGAAGAUAGAGAUUUCCUGAGGUUCCUAUGGUGGGAGAAUGGAAACACUAACACAGAGCCUGUAGAAUAUCGCAUGAAGGUUCAUCUGUUCGGAGCAGCAUCAUCCCCAGGUUGUGCCAAUUACGGUAUGAAACACCUUGCCAAUCAAAACGAAGGAAAUUAUCCAUCUGCAGCAAACUUCAUUAAGAAAAACUUUUAUGUUGACGAUGGACUUGUAAGCCUGCAAUCAGCUGACUCAGCAAUCAAAUUAGUGAAAGAAACUCAAGAGUUGUGCGCAAAGGGAAAUCUGCGCCUUCACAAGUUCAUCUCAAACAGCAGAGAAGUGUUGGAAUCCAUUCGUGAAUCCGAACGUGCAUCAGCAAUGGAAAACGUAGACCUAAACUACGAUGAUCUUCCAGUCCAGAAUGCACUUGGCCUGAGAUGGGAUGUUGAAAAUGAUGAGUUCUUCUUUAAGGUCUCUAUUGAAGAGAAACCAGCAACAAGACGCAAUAUUCUCUCCACGGUAGCUUCUGUGUAUGAUCCAUUGGGUUUCUUAGCCCCAGUAAUCCUCAGAGGAAAAGGAAUACUCCAAGAGCUGUGCAGACAGAAGCUAGGUUGGGAUGACUCUAUGCCAGAAGAACUGAGGCCAAGGUGGGAGAGUUGGAUCAAGGAUUUACAACAUCUGCACGGAGUCAGAAUACCAAGGUGCUUUGCACCCCACGAUUUUGGAAAGUAUGAGAGAAUUGAACUGCAUCACUUCUCAGAUGCUAGUAGUUACGGCUAUGGCCAAUGUUCCUACAUCAGGGUGAUAAGAGAUGAAAAGGUACAUUGCUCCCUUGUCAUGGCCAAGACCAGAGUUGCACCUACCAAUGUUCUCACAAUACCAAGACUGGAACUAUCGGCUGCUGUAGUUUCUGCUUCAGUGAGCAAGUUCCUGAGAGACGAAUUAGAGUUCAAGGUAGAUGAAGAGUACUUUUGGACAGAUUCACAGGUGGUUCUAGGCUACAUAAAUAAUGAAGCUCGAAGAUUUCAUGUCUUUGUGGCGAACAGAGUUCAAAGAAUUCGAGAAAUUACUGAUCCAGACCAGUGGUACUACAUUGAGUCAGAAAGGAACCCAGCUGAUCAUGCUUCAAGAGGUCUUAAAGUUUCAGAAAUGAAGGACUCAAAUUGGUUUACAGGCCCAAAGUUCCUAUGGGAAAGGGAAAUAGUACCCAUCAAAAAUUGCCUAGAGCUAUCAAUGUCUGAUCCUGAAGUGAAGGUCAUUCAAGCCUUAAACACAACAACCAAGUGCCAGGACGAUAUGCUCGAAAGACUAUCACGAUUCUCCAAUUGGACUACAGUAGUAAAUGUAGUUGCUCGAAUUCAGCGUCUGGCAAGACGAACUAGGAAGUUUGAACCCUUGAACGUUGAAGAAAGAAUGAGAGCUGAGGAUACAGUUAUAAAACUCAUUCAUCAGAAAUUUUACAAAGAAGAAUUAAAGAUGCUCAGUCAAGAACCUGGAAGGAUCCCCAACAACCACCCUUUGCAUCAACUUAAUCUUAUCCUACAGGAUGGUAUAAUAAGAGUGGGAGGAAGAUUGGAAAAUGCACCUUUAUCUUUCAGAGUGAAGCAUCCAGCGAUUCUUCCCAAGGAUUCUACCCUUACAAGCCUGAUAAUUGAUCAUCAUCACACAAGGUCCUCACAUCAAGGCAGAGGUCUAACCUUGAGCUACUUGAGAGAUGGUGGUUACUGGAUUGUGAAUGGCAGUAAAACUGUAGCUAAACACAUAAAACAGUGUGUACUGUGUCGGAAGACUCGAAGGCCGACAGAAGACCAAAGAAUGGCAAAUUUACCCAUGGAUCGUGUAGAACCAUCGCCUCCCUUCUCUUAUUGUGGCAUGGAUUGUUUUGGUCCAUUCUACACCAAGCAAGAUCGUAAGGAGCACAAAAGAUAUGGUCUACUUUUCACGUGUCUAAGCUCCAGAGCAAUCCACAUAGAGAUGUUGGAGAAUAUGUCAACUGAUGUGUUCAUCAAUGCUCUUCGAUGCUUCAUAGCCAUUAGAGGCACCGUAAGAGAAAUCAGAUCUGACCAAGGUUCUAACUUUGUUGGAGCUAAGAAUGAGUUAAGAAAGGCUUUAGAAGAAGUAGACAAAGAAAGGAUAACCAUGUUUCUGGCAGAGAGACAAUGUGACUUUCACAUGAAUGUUCCAGAUGCAAGCCAUACGGGAGGUGUUUGGGAGCGUCAGAUAAGAACUGUAAGGAAUGUUCUGAGUUCAGUACUAAAGCAGAGUGCUGGAAGAAUAGAUGAUGCUUCUCUGAGGACUGUAUUUUAUGAAGCUAUGUCCAUUGUGAACAGUCGUCCAUUGACAGUUGAUAAUAUCAAUGACCCAACAAGUUUAGAUCCUCUGACUCCAAAUCAUCUGCUUCACCUAAAGUCCACUCCCAUACAGCCACCACCCGGCAAGUUCCUCGAGGAAGAUUUGUAUGCCAGAAAGAGAUGGCGACGUGUGCAAUAUCUGACCGAACAAUUUUGGAACAGAUGGAAGAAGGAGUACCUAGCUAAUCUCACUAUCAGACAAAAAUGGCAUACUCCUAGGAGAAAUGUUCAAAUAAACGACAUAGUGAUCGUCAAAGAAGAGGACAUACCCAGAAAUCGAUGGAGAAUUGCUAAAGUUCUUGAAGUUCAGAAAGACAAUGACGGAUUGGUAAGAAGAGUGAAUUUACAGAUGGGAGAUUCCAAAUUAAGUAAGAGAGGAGAACGUCUCACUACUCCACUCAUCCUAGAACGUCCUAUCCAAAAACUGGUUGUUCUUAUCGAGAAUAAUAAUAAUAAGUAAAAUUCCCUUAAUCUAUGCAAACCAACUCAACAACGAAUGCAUAAAUUAAAGGUAAUUUGGUGGGAGUGUAGCUGCCCGCCCAAGCCAACCUAACAUUUGAGCUGCAUAAUUCAUUGUGACUGUUAAUGUAAGAGAAGUUUAUAGCAACUUAGUGCAAAUUUGCAGUACAGAACAAUACAUAUUUUUAUAUACUCUGUUGUAUUGUAAGCAGAAAAGUUAGUCCUGCUGUUAAAGUUCAUUUGUGUGUAGAGUAACAGCCAGCAGCAUCAGCUAAUAUAGCCAGCUAAGCACAGGUCAUUACAGGGUCAAUCUGAGUACUCUAGUCACCUGACAGUCUAGUCCAAUCAGAACCCAGCCUCACUCUGGGAGCUCUAGAACCUAGCCAGACAGCCAGCAGCCAUCUUAGAGACAGAAUCUUCAGAGAGCAUGUCAGAGUAAAGAAACUGCCCUUAAGAUCCUAUGAGGCGAAAAUAGUUCUACCACUUUCUACCACAUUCUACCGCAUUCUAUGCGCACUUACUGCACGUAUAUCGCAACAAUAUUAAUAAAACUGAUCAUCUUUGUUCCUGAUUCCCUAUCCUGAUGAUGUUACCAAUAAAGAAAGUUAUUUUUGUA